CCUUAGCCGGGCCUGAAUCGUGCACGUUUCGCCUGAUCGAUACAAGAGUCCAAAACUAAAACGCGAACAGCGCGGCGGAAUUUACUGUUGUUGACCAUGGCCGCGCGUGCUUCGCCUCUCCUGCUCCUGCUGCUGCCAGCGGCCAUCGUUCUCGCCGCCGCCGCGGCGCCGAGCUCGGCGGCGGCGGGGCUGGACGACCCGGCGGGGCUCCUGCGGCGGGCCAAGGAGGCGGAGUUCAUGGACUGGAUGGUCGGGGUGCGGCGGCGGAUCCACGAGAACCCGGAGCUCGGCUACGAGGAGUUCGCCACCAGCGAGCUCGUGCGGCGGGAGCUCGACGCCAUGGGGAUCCCCUACAGGCACCCCUUCGCCGUUACCGGCGUCGUCGCCACCGUCGGCACAGGCGGCCCGCCCUUCGUCGCGCUCCGGGCCGACAUGGACGCGCUCCCCAUGCAGGAAAGUGUGGAGUGGGAGCAUAAGAGCAAAGUGCCUGGGAAAAUGCAUGGGUGUGGCCAUGAUGCACAUACUGCUAUGCUAUUGGGCUCUGCCAAGAUUCUUCAGGAGCACCGUGAUGAGUUGCAGGGUACUGUAGUUCUCCUUUUCCAACCAGCUGAGGAAGGCGGUGGGGGCGCAAUGAAAAUGGUAGAAGAUGGAGCUGUGGAAAACAUAGAGGCCAUGUUUGGGCUUCACGUAGCUGACAUUGUUCCUAUCGGUGUGCUGGCAUCCAGGCCUGGGCCUAUUAUGGCAGGGAGUGGAUUCUUUGAGGCAGUAAUAAGUGGAAAGGGAGGGCAUGCUGCACUUCCUCAUCACACUAUAGAUCCGAUACUGGCUGCAUCGAAUGUCAUCGUUAGCCUUCAGCAACUUGUUUCCCGAGAAGCUGAUCCCUUGGACUCACAGGUGGUAACAGUUGGAAAGUUUCAAGGAGGUGGAGCCUUCAAUGUUAUCCCUGACUCGGUUACAAUAGGUGGCACCUUCCGAGCCUUUUUAAAAGAGAGCUUUAAUCAAUUGAAACAACGAAUUGAAGAGGUCAUAGUGUCACAGGCAUCUGUGCAGCGGUGCAGCGCUGUCGUGGACUUCCUCAAGAAAGAUCGCCCUUUCUUCCCCCCAACAAUCAACAGCCCGGAGCUGCACGAUUUCUUUGGGAAGGUGGCCAGUGAGAUGGUUGGCCCCAACAACGUGAGAGACAGGCAGCCACUGAUGGGUGCUGAGGACUUCUCCUUCUAUGCCGAAGCCGUUCCCACGACAUACUAUUACUUCGUGGGCAUGCUCAACGAGACCCGCGGACCACAGGCGCCUCAUCACUCUCCCUACUUCACCAUCAACGAGGAUGCAAUGCCGUAUGGCGCGGCCAUGCAAACGUCAUUGGCUGCUCGCUACCUGCUUGAGCACCAGCCUGUUAAAGCUGCCAAGUCGGAACCCCGCGACGAGCUGUAGAUGUGCCCCAAAUCUGGUUAAUGUGAACUGCAAUUGAUUAAAAAGAAAGAUUCUGUGCCAAAUCAAGCGGACUCGCGCAGUCACCAGGUGAUUGUGCAACAGUUUGUACAUAAUUUCCUGACUUCUAAGCAUUUAUCCGAGUCGACUAGUAAUCUUCGGUGCAGUACUGGGACAAAAUAAAAUGCCUCGUCGAUAAUUUAUAACCAUUUGGAUCUACCAUUUGUCAAAGCUCUUGCGAAGAAUAAAUUUUUAAGCAAUCACAUGAAA
Brachypodium distachyon (stiff brome) is the source of this 1698-nucleotide messenger RNA. Its product is annotated as IAA-amino acid hydrolase ILR1-like 1. Lineage: Eukaryota; Viridiplantae; Streptophyta; Magnoliopsida; Poales; Poaceae. Bases 97 to 1431 code for a protein of 444 amino acids. Gene Ontology annotation, molecular function: IAA-Ala conjugate hydrolase activity. The transcript has 5 exons. The record is from RefSeq and is a predicted model, not a curated record. Gene Ontology annotation, cellular component: endoplasmic reticulum. Gene Ontology annotation, biological process: auxin metabolic process.